Molecule: messenger RNA, 1371 nt
Organism: Anthostomella pinea
Lineage: Eukaryota; Fungi; Ascomycota; Sordariomycetes; Xylariales; Xylariaceae
Source: the annotation of a GenBank genome assembly
AUGUCCGAGAACCAGAACAAUGGCUCGCGCCGCUUCCGGCCCGCCAUCGAGAACUUGCGCAACUCCCGGGACGUAAACCGGCAGGUCACCAUCGUCAACUGGGUGAACGAAAUCAUGAGAGACCAGCGACAGAUCCGCGAAUGGAUCCAGCGCCUUCAGGAGGGUGUAGACGUGAUUGAGGAGAUCUCAGACGAGAAUAGCGAGGACAUCCAGGAGUUGCGACUAGGCCAAAACGACAUCAAGAUGCUGGAAGAAUAUGCUGCCGAUAUGAAGGAAGUCGGAGACUCCGCCGACGCGCUUUUACAAGCCCGUAUCCUGGCCGAGAAUAUGGAGGAGCACCUUCUUAAGUUGAAGGCGGACGUCGAGGAACUCAAGAGUCAAGUCCAUCAAGUCGAUCAGACCCUUCUCAUCCCCUUAGACUACAUCAGCUCUGACGCAUUUAUGGAGAAGAAAUUGUCCUCCCCCGACCGAAAGCAUCGAUCUCGCGACGGUAGCAGGGACGAUUACGAACGCGACAAGCGCAACCGAGCCUCCCACCGCGACGCACAUUCGAGACACCAGGACAGGAAGAGAUCGCGAUCUCGAGACCAUUCGAGAGAGCGGAAGCGACACAGACGUUCUCGAUCCCCAGACGAUUCGCGCCGGCGACGAUCGCGCUCUCGAGACCGCGAGCGAGACAGCGAAAGGGCGCACAGAAGCAGACGACGUUCACGAGACCAUGAUGACAAACACAGCGAUCGAGCCUCACACCGUCGUCGGGCGCGAGACGACGCCCACGACGACCAAGACAGGGGUGGCAAACAAAUCGUGAAGCGCAGCGGACCUCUUCCCUCGCAAGACGUGUCCUUCGCCCUGACCACGGGGGAGGAGGCCCCCAAGCCCAAGGAGAAGCCCAAUUUUGGGAACACGGGCUCUUUGGCGGCUGCCUCCAAUGCGGUUACUCAAGCAGAUGGUUCCACCAUCGUCCUCAAGUACCAUGAGCCGCCGGAAGCUCGAAAGCCGGCGCCAAAGGACCAGUGGAAGCUGUUUGUGUUCAAGGGAGACGAGAUCAUCGACACGGUCCCGCUCAGCAGUCGCAGCUGUUGGUUGGUUGGCAGAGAACUGGCUGUGGUAGACAUGGCGGCCGAACACCCCAGCAUAAGUAAACAGCACGCGGUCAUCCAGUUUCGCUACCUCGAGAAACGCAACGAGUAUGGCGACAAGAUUGGGAAGGUCAAGCCCUACCUCAUCGACCUCGAAAGCGCCAAUGGGACCAUGAUCAACUCCAAGAAGGUGCCCGAGAGCCGGUACCUCGAACUAAGAGACAAGGAUAUGAUUCAGUUUGGUCAGAGCACUAGGGAAUAUGUGCUGAUGCUCGCACCGAAAGACUGA